AUGGCCACAACAAUUAAAGCAACGUUAUUCUAUGUUGCUUCAAGUGAUUCGGAUCCUCAACAUCAUCUUCUAGUCGAAAAGCAGAUACUCCUAAUCGCGACUGCCCUGGAGACACGACCCGCAAGCGGAAGUCGACGCGAUCUUGUCGUAAGCAACAGCGUCUGCUUCAAAAGUUAUUGGCCGUUACGAUGACAGCACUUCGGAAGAUAAUCAAUGAUGGAGUGAAUGAUGGCAUUGAUGUUAAAUUUGACUCUUUAUUAAUUGAAGUAAUUGACAAUAUACAAGAUGAUGAUUUUAUAGAACUAUCAGAACCAUUAGGUUAUAUUUUUAAUUAUUCAAUCAAAUGUAAUGGUAAUCUUGAUAAACUAGUUGACUACAUCGUCACAAACUUGAUCGUUGUGUCUUUCAUGGGGGGGGGGCAUAUAUUAUUGUUAGCUGGGUCCGCCUCUUGUGGUCCUGUGGGUCCUGCCCCUGGUCUUGUUUUGAAGUGUAGAAGGUUGCCCACCCCUGACCAGGCUGGUCCUGCUCCACCGCUACCGACAUCUUGCCAUCUUGUUAACCCGACAAUUGGAAUAUAUUCUACUUCGGCUGUAUAACAACACCAGAAUAUAUGGAGGGGUGUAGUUUAAUUAUUUGGUAUAUAUAGUGUAUAGUAGUUUGAUUAAAUUUAAUUUUCCACGUCUGACACCAGGGCAAGCAAGCAAGUGUCAUUUGUGUAUUCAAGUUUGAUUCAACAUAAACGAGAAUUCAUGUUAAACCUCUCUGUCAUUGUGGUAAUUAAUUGUCGGUAUUCAAAGUUUCAAACCUACAGUUGAGUAGUGUAUAUUAACUGUUCUAGUAAGAAUGGUGUCAGAAUAUUUAUAACUGUGAAUACUAUGCACAGAUUAAUAAAUGUAAUAUAUUUUGUAGGGAACUAAUGAUGUGAACCACCAAAUUAAAGCGACAGUCGCACCUGCAAUCUUUUUGUGUGGUACUUCUGUGUUUGAUACUUCGGUAAUGUAUGUUGUUCGGGAAGGAAGAGUGAUGUGCGACGCAUCACGUGAAUAUACAAACUUUUAG
Messenger RNA from Paramuricea clavata, 1059 nucleotides. Lineage: Eukaryota; Metazoa; Cnidaria; Anthozoa; Malacalcyonacea; Plexauridae. The record is from the annotation of a GenBank genome assembly.